Nipponia nippon (crested ibis) is the source of this 1371-nucleotide messenger RNA. It is a transcript of the gene FAM124B, whose product is annotated as family with sequence similarity 124 member B. The record is from RefSeq and is a predicted model, not a curated record. Gene Ontology annotation, cellular component: nucleoplasm. Lineage: Eukaryota; Metazoa; Chordata; Aves; Pelecaniformes; Threskiornithidae.
AUGGAUGACAGAGCAGACUCUCUGAUGACUGUGCAUCUUCUUGCCAAUUCAGGACGCUCAUCACUUCUGCAGCAAACUCUGGAUCGGCUUUUGGAGUGGGUCUGCCCAGACAUUCGACUUUUUCUGGUGUCUGAGCGAGUUUCUCCAUUGAAAUACUAUGAGAGGUAUCGUAAGAGAAGCUGUGGCUUUCCUGGAAUGUCUGUUCUCCUUUUUCUACAUGAGGACUUGGGAGAAGAACGGAUUUUCCAGGUCCAUGAGCUCUUCCAGUGUCCGCCCUGGCGCUACCAGUGUGUCCAGAUUGCUAAUGGACAAAGCCACCCCUAUGCCCCAGCUCACCAGGACUUCUAUGGCCUGGAUGACCAGAUGCCUGUGUGGGGCAUCAGGCGGGUGCACUGUGGCCCCGAAAUCCUGCGUGUCACCCUCUACUGCAGUUUUGAUAACUAUGAGGAUGCAGUGAGACUCUACGAGAUGAUCCUACAGAAAGAAGCAACUAUGCAGAAAAGUAACUUCUGUGUCUUCGUGCUGUACUCAACCCAAAAUAUUGCCGUGCAGCUCUGCUUGAAGCAGCUGCCCAUUGGGGUAGCUGCCGAGCCAAAGGAGUCAUCGGCCUUGCAGUUCAAGGUGCAAGAAAUCGGGCAGCUGGUGCCUCUCCUGCCUAACCCAUGUAUUCCUAUCAGUAGCACCAGGUGGCAAACGCAAGACUAUGAAGGAAAUACAAUUCUACUUCAGGUUCAAGACAGCUUAAAGCCCCAUGAAACAAAUGCUGGGCUUUCCCAUCAGCAUAAUAAUGCAGGCAACGAAAAAAUCCUGCAGGACUCUGUCCCAGCCCCUCUCCCUGUAAAGUGGGAUAAUCCUGGGCAGAGAAGCGGGGAGGUGAGAGCCACGAAGGGUAAAACAAAAUGUGACCAAAGCGAAGCCCUCACUCCUGAGCAAGCCGGUGGUGAUCUCCACAGGCACUUCUCUUCUCACAGUGGUCCAGCGACCUCCUCGUGGUGGGAUGCCAUCUCCCUCCGCAGACAGGUGGGCAGCGAGUGGCAGGCCUCUCUCCAGAAGAGCCGUGUUCGUCGGCAGGCAGUGGAGACCAAUGUCGACACCGGGCUCGCCGUGGCGAAUCCUGCGAGUGGCUGGGGGCCACCACACAGCUGCGCCCACGAGCCGCGUGUUUUCCUGCGGAGCAGCCUCCUCCGGCCACGAGCACCCACGGAUGGGGCUGGCAGUGCCAUGCCCUCCCAAGACAGGACUCAGCUGCUGUUUGCUGCAGCCAAAAGGAGUGAAGGAACAGGGCAAAGAGCUUCGGCCUUCCCCUCGCAAAGACCACGAGCCAGCCCUGCAAACAGAACGGAGGACGAGGAGGAGGAAUUCUUUAUAUGA